Molecule: messenger RNA, 2249 nt
Organism: Acanthoscelides obtectus
Lineage: Eukaryota; Metazoa; Arthropoda; Insecta; Coleoptera; Chrysomelidae
Source: the annotation of a GenBank genome assembly
AUUUAUUACAAAACUAACUGGUAAAAAACAAUUAUUAUAUACUACCUGAGAAAAAAACAGUUUAUUCAUUAUUAAUAAUAACGAGUUUAGGGCAAAUUUUAAGAAAAACGUCUCAGUGUUGCCCACUCUCCCCUAAUCCGCAACUCAAAAAAUAGUUCGAACAUAUUAUCCCAAUUUCAAGUACGACUAUUUUUUAGAAGCUCAUAUUUUAGAAAAUAAACAUCACACGAAGAAGAAAUCCUGUUUUCCCUUUCUCACCAACUAGGCUCAAGCUAAAUGAACAAAAAAUCUGGCUAAAAGAAAUUUGUGACCGAUGCGGAGGAAAACCAUCACGUAAGAUUCACCUGAAUAAGAAAAGAGAUACCUUACCUUCAUAUAUGCACUUGAUUGUUCGAAUAAUUCGAGGUAGCUACUAAAAUUCUAUACCUAGUGAUCUGCAAGGUGCAAUAACCAAGGAAGUGAAAAGUUGGUCAAAGAGUUAAACCGCAUGCUUGUGGUCGGAACCAACAAUAGAUUUAUUUGCAAAAUCGUUCACGUCCAUUUGAUCUGCUUUUAAGGUUCAGUUGACGCAUAAUUGGAGUAACAAGACUUAGACAUUCCAUCGUUUCGAGAAUGGCAUAAAAACUGAUCAUUUAUCAAGUUGUAAAGGAGGCUACGGCGAAAAAACGAAAAGGCGUCGCGAUUCCGGGGCAAUGUGGCGCGACAAUCCAAAAAAAAUCCUCCUUCAUAUUGGCGCCUUGACGCCACCUAGUGAGUCACAGCCUACACUUCGCCGAUCUUGGUUUCGCUCUCUUUCCGGUCGACUACAGAUGAUUAAUCAAAAUUUCCCGGAUAUCCAUCUGAGAAUAUCAAAAUAAUCAUAUCUAAACGGUUACACCAUCGCAUUCUCGUUACCGAGAUCAUUCUGAUGCAUGCCAAAGAUGACGCAUUCUACUUGGAAAAGUAGAGUCACUCAUCGUAAGGAGUAUUACGAGGAGCUUGUUGAGCAGUCCGAUGCAGACCGAGGUAGCAACGGUAUAGAUUGGAUUAUCGACUCUAAGCUCAAAUCCAGUGAUAAAAAAAACGAGAAGAACAAUGGUACUGUUUCCGACGGAAAGUGCACACCAGAAAACUUGAACAUAAAACAUAGCGACAGUGUUGGUGUUAUCUGUGAAAGUGAUACUGGUAAUGACUGUACUCAUGUGUUAGUUCCUGCUGAUCCACAAGAAUGGAACAGUGUUCACAUUCAGUCAUGGUUGGCAUGGAUAACAAAGAAGUUCUCUCUCUAUCCAGUACCUGAUCCCGAGAAUUUUCCGAAAUCUGGAACAGAAAUAUGUGCACUAACAACAGUCGAAUUCGAAGAUAGAAGUGCGUCUUCGAGGUCAGGGAUCAUUCUUGCCAAAUACAUAGCUCACGUUCGGCAUAGUGUUACGGGAAAGACAAGCAACUUAUUACAAGUUCAGUGUAAAGAAUUCGAAUCAGUUGUAGAUGAUGACAAGUCUAAUGCUGCCGCUGCGGCGGCCGCGGUGGCAGCCUCAUCGGCCGGCGGCACUCCAUCUGACUCGUCGACGUCCACCGCAGAAAACGGCGUCGCGACGGCCGUCACCGGAGCGCCGCCGCCGCCGUACGCCCGCCUCCUGCCACGAUUGGCCGCUUCUGCGGGCGGCGGGGGCGGCCAGAUCCAGCUGUGGCAGUUCCUGCUGGAGCUGCUCGCCGAUUCGUCGAACGCCGCUGUGAUCGCAUGGCAGGGCGGCGACGGAGAAUUCCGGCUCACCGACCCUGACGAAGUAGCGCGCAGGUGGGGGGAACGCAAGGCCAAGCCGAACAUGAACUAUGACAAACUCAGCAGGGCGCUCAGGGUAUUACUACGACAAAAACAUAAUGUCAAAAGUGCACGGUAAAAGAUACGCCUAUAAGUUUGACUUCCACGGCCUGAUGGCAGCAUGUCAAGCACAAGCUCAAGGCCAAACCGCAGAGUUGAUGUCUCCAAUGGCUUAUCACCACAAGUAUCAACCACAUCAAAGCGACCUAGGAGCCGCAUUGUAUCCAACUACUCACAACAAUAACAGGAUACCAACGGGAAUUUUAACGUCAACGACUACCCAGCAUUCUGCUUCUGCUAGUCUGUUUGCACCACCUUCCUACUGGCCAUACAGCCCAAGCAGUUUUGAUCCAAGAGGACACACCAUUUAACAUGAAUAUGUUGUAAACUUCUAGCCAUUUUAACUAUAAAUCUUGUAAAUAAAUUAAUAAAUACAUAUAUAAUGAUA